Messenger RNA from Eruca vesicaria subsp. sativa (arugula), 972 nucleotides. NCBI's taxonomy places the organism in Eukaryota, Viridiplantae, Streptophyta, Magnoliopsida, Brassicales, Brassicaceae. The record is from the annotation of a GenBank genome assembly.
AUGGAGACAGAAGCAGUAAUAGAAGCAGGAUUGUUCGACGUGGGGAUACUUCCAUGUAACUUCAGGAGCUCUGUCUCCGAUGCUGCUCGGAAUCAUCAGAAGCUAUCGACAACAGUGAGGGAAGAGACGAGAACUCGUCCUCCAAUUUCGUAUUGUGUGAAGUUCGAGUCAUUUGCCACUAUGUCCAAACUGGUCACAGGCAACGGUGACAAGUACGAGUCACGUCCUUUCUCAGCCGGUGGAUACAAUUGGACGUUCCUAAUCUACCCAAACGUGAACAAGCCAGUGGGCUCGGGUGGAUACGUCUCCCUUUACGUAAAAGUCGACAAUUCAAGCUUCAUCGCUACUCAAAACGAAGUGUAUGCAUGGAUCAAAUUCCUCACCUAUAAAAGCACUACAGACACAUACCAUGAGCUCCAUGCGACUGAGGCACAAAGAUUUCAUUUGUUUAAACAAGAGUAUGGAAUGCUAACCUUUCUAGAGAUCGGGUACUACCAAAAUCCGGCGUAUGGAUUCAUUUUCAACGGCGGACAGAGUGUGUUUGGUGUUGACAUCGUGGUUUCUAAACAAUCUGCCACAUGGGAAGAUGUCUCUUAUGAAGAAAACAUUCGUAAUAUUGCUUCUUACACAUCUGAUACGUUUUCUUCCGGAGGAAGAAACUGGGUAUUGAAAGUGUAUCCACAUGGAGUUGGGUCUGCAACGGGUAAUUCCUUGUCACUCUACUUGUUGAGUGCGUCAAACGAAAAGGGCUACGUGAAAGCCAAGUUUAGAGUUAUUAACCAGACCCCAUCCAACAAUGUAGAGAAACAAGUGGGUGGAUGGCCAAACGCAAAAGAAAAUGGAUGGGGUGUCGACAAACUUAUACCACUCGCAGAUAUCAAAGACCCAUCCAAAGGUUUCCUUGUAAAGGAUACCAUCAGAUUUGAAGUCGAGAUCCUGGCCUUCUCUAGAACCGACUCCAUCUCUAACUAG